Molecule: messenger RNA, 4039 nt
Organism: Dermacentor silvarum
Lineage: Eukaryota; Metazoa; Arthropoda; Arachnida; Ixodida; Ixodidae
Product: monocarboxylate transporter 10-like
Exons: 6
Coding region: 885-1898 (337 amino acids)
Molecular function (GO): monocarboxylic acid transmembrane transporter activity
Source: RefSeq, a predicted model, not a curated record
CACGUGUAUUCUAAGGGAUCCGGAGAGCUGUGCUAUGGUAGGCCCAGCGAUAUCCACCAGCAAUGGGCCAUCAGAUGAUGCCAGCGCUGUGCGAGAAAGCGCCAGUGCUGGUCGUGCAACUAGGCCUGCUGAGGACGUCGAUACGCGCUGGAGCGUGGCCGUGGCGGCCUCUUUCAUCGCUUUCUUCACUGUAGCCUCGUCAUCUAAUCUGGGAUUCUUCUUCGUAUACUUCCUAGAAGAGUUCCAGACAACACGGGAAGAAGCAUCCUGGCCAGGCAGCGUUCUUCAAAUUAUGGGACACGUGUCUGGCAUACUCGUGGCAAUUAUCCAGCCAUUCUUCUCGACCUUCCACAUUGCCUUUGCCGGAAGUAUGUUGCUUUGGUUGGGAGUAUUAGCGGCCGUGUUCGCUCCUAGCAUACCAUGGAUGACCGUCACGUUCGGAUUUCUGCAUGGAGCCGGAAUGGGAAUCGUGAGUGUCGCAGUGAUCGUUGCCCUCAUGACGCACUUCGACAAGUACCGAGGAGUGGCUGCCGGCUUUAAAUACACCGGCAACACCAUGGCAACACUAUUGUUGCCAAAGUUUCUCUCGUGGCUGCAAGAGAUGUUUUCCUUCAGGGGCACACUGUUAAUAUAUGCGGCGUUGAUCAUGAAUGCAACGGCGUUCACUAUCUUUCUGAGAGAUAACAAAACAGUGAGUAACCAAGAGCCAAGGAGUCAAUCAAAUCAGAAGGAAUCUCUUAAAGGAGUCAAAGAGGGUGUCUCCCCAAAAGGAUUAUCUGUUGCUUGAUCAUAACGCUCGGUAUGUAAGAAACUGGAAACACAGAGGCGCUUGCGAAAAGAACUUUGAUAAAACCCCAGAAGCCCCGUCUCUACGGGUUGACCACAUGGAAUACUCGACUCGUCACUCACCCCGGAAAGAUGAAGAGCGCGAACAUGUGGCACCAGAAAUAAGGACGGCCUCAAAAUAUGAAAUAGGGGGAAACGUUCAAACGGGUGAAGUACACGGGACUUGCCACCUCGCACAAAAACUUGGCAUUGUGGUUGCAAAACACGAACAGGAUGUCAUGAACGAAGGUGGGUUAGCGCAUAUGAUAACCGAGGUUGCAAGAAAGGAAGAUGGCUGCGGCAAGUGGCUAAGAGAACCAAACGUUAAUAAAGAGAAGCAACGCAACCGUAAUUUUCUACAGAAGAACGUUGCUCCGCAACCAAGACAUGACGCAAUCAAUGGUACCGCUUAUGAGGAAACAACUGCAGAUCAGCGAUUGCCAGAUCCAUCGCCCCAACCUCGUACUUGCCAUGGCGGCACUUUAGAUCUAUUAUCGAAACCCACCUUCUAUGUGCUCAUCCUUGGAGCCGUGGCCGCCGACUACACGAUUCUCGUCGUGCAUGGUACUAUUAUCGACUACGCGUUGGACAAAGGCGUUGAGCGCAAGAGUGCCGAGCUGUCGAUGACGUAUUGCGCAGCGACCGAACUCAUGGGACGUUUGCUUCUUCCCUUAGUGGCUGACUUUCAAAUUGUUGGGCGCAUCAGUCUGGUGGCGUUCUGCUUUGUCGCAAUGGCGGCCAUGUCAUUGGCACUGCCCUUUACUGCGUCUUUCUUGAGCUACAUCAUCGUACAAGUGACAACGGCGUUUUUCCUGGCCUGCGUCACCACCUUCAAGGGAGUUCUUGUGGCUGACAACUUUGGUGCCAAAGCAGUGCCCACAUUCUGGGGAGCCAAUGGUCUUGCCUUGAUCCCACUCCUUUCAGCAAAUCCGUUCAUAACAGGGCUCUUCCGGGACACGAUGGGAUCGUACGACAAUCUUCUAAGACUACUAGCAGGCAUCCAGCUAUUCACGGCCGCUGGGUUUUUUGUACUGGCAUACGUACAAAAAAGGCGAAGUAAAAUUAGUUGGUAGUACAAUUUUUCUAGAGACGACGUGCCGCUGGGACGGGUCAUAGUACUACUUGUAAUACCAGCCAGCUGCACAGGCUGCAUUAGACUGCGCAUCGUGAACUUUUCCUGCUUGAUAAUGUAAAGAGCCAAUGACGAAAGCGUGUGCGUGAUAUAGCUGGCAAGCAGCACAUUUUCUAUGGCAACGUUCGCUAUUUCGAUAUUGGCAACAAUGUAGAGCUACGUUCUGGUCAAAUGUUUAUGAAAUAAUGGUAAGCUUUAGUCGGUAGUGGCAAUCGCCUAGUUUGUUUCAUCUUCGCGCUCAUGCCGUGAGAAGCAUAUGGCCUUGGAAAUUGUAGCGUUGUGCUAAAGGAUGCGAGAGAACAAGUGAAACAAAAAAGAAGCCACAGUGUAAACUUGCUGAAAUAAAUUGUAAAAUAGCCUAACUUAGCCUCGCAGCAGCAAAAUAUUGUCGCUUAUAUACCGGACAUGCAGGUGGCGUUUCAGAUGCAUGAAGCAAAAUUAUUUUUAAAAAACUGUUAGGUUUGUGCUGUUGAGUAUGGCAAGUGAUUCAUCAAAGGCAGAGUGUAUAUUUCCUGGCUCAGGGCUCACGGCAGCCAUUCCUGCUAUGUUCUCGCGGGGAUGCGGGCGAAAUCCUGAUUGUUACCUGAUCAAGUAGAGUGGUAGGCCCGAAAAUAAAUUUAAACGCGCCACCCAGUCAACAUGUUAAUCACCGUGUACUAUAACUGUAGAUAUAGGUUUAAUACGCAGCUUUAGAACAGCGUUCGAUGCCUUACGUACGUUAAAGGCAAGCAGUUCACGGAACAUUACAAUGCCCAUGUUUUGAAGGCGUUUAGGCUAAGGUACAGAAGCAUAAACGUCAAGAAAACGUCAAAGACGAGGUGCUGUCUGGUGCCCCGUGUAAAACAUACCCAAUCCAAAUCACUCCACUGUCAACCACAUUGUCGUUUCUAAGGCGACGCGCCAGGAAGCUAGGUUUGCCGAAAGAUCUGAAAAAUUGAAUGCGCUAUGCGCUGAUAAUAAGCGUUUAGAGGAAGUGAAAGCUCAUUUAAGCAGUUACCGGAUAUCAGGAAUAAUGAGCGUAGCCAUGACUGCAAUUAUCACUGAAGAGGGAGCAACAGAUCCUGCCAUGUUUGACAACGAUAGUUCUUAGCGCAUGUAAACAUUACGUACAUUAUUGUCACCAAGUAAAGUGAGUUGAUAUAUACUGUACGUAAACCUCAGGAACCUUGUAGCGUAAUACUGUACGGAGCAUGCGCAGUGAGGACAACGCUAUUUACGUAUGCAAUGCUUUUACGUUUGCUGGCACGCGCUGUUCUAAAAUUGUCAAAAAUACGGUCAUCGGCAAGAAAGCAUUUCACGCCACUAGCUGUUAAUGCUAUGGCGCAUUCUCAGUCUUUCUUAAAAUGCAAUGUACUUCCUGGUAUGAAAAUGCAUAGUUACCAUUUAUGUAUUGUCUUCAAGUACGAAACAAUCGAAAACACAUUAUUUUUCCCACAAGAUUCCGAACUAUCCCACCGAGAAGAGGCAUAUGAAACCUGACAAACCAAUAAAUUGGCUCUUCGAAAAUGCCUAUAAUAAGCAUUGUAGUUGGCGGUUACUAGAAAAUAAUUUGCCGCGGCUUUUGAACAAUCUGUGUGCGAAUAACAUCAGCCAUGAAACUGCACCGCUUAGAAAAGAAUCUUUUAAUAUUUGAUUUCCUAUGGUGCUUAGUAUACUUAUAGGUAAAUCUUUAUGAUUGUCCUCUCACCAAAGUGCUAAAUCGACAUAUGUGGGUGUUGUCUUGUAUUAGUGUGUUCCUCGUGUAUAUUUUCAUCUCAUUGUGAAUGUUUUUUCUUUGUCCGCGACACAUUUCAGGGACUUACCUCAUGCAUUUGUUUUUCAAACAAACGCAUUUUGCUUGUGUUAUGUUGAACUUUAUAUUCCUACCUUUGUUACUCCAUACGAAUGUUAGUGCACUUUUAUUUUGUCUCAUCCAUGCGAAUGCCGCCGAAGUGCUUUAGAUGUCCACAGCCUUGUCAAGCUUCCGAGAGAUGGCUUUACCGAAGACUCCUCUGCUAUCAUGUACAUAUUCUAUGGCGCAAUAAAUUGCAUUUCAUUCAACUGAAUAUGGUACGUAGAAAUCGAAAGAUUUUCGCAGUUCUA